UAGAAAAACAGGCUCCAGCUCAUUUAGACGCAGUCGUUCGAAACCUUGACAACAUGCUGGGAAAAAUUGUGUUUUUGAUCGCCGCCAGUGGAGUGUUGAGUUCUGGGCUGAAAGUAGACGUUGAUGAUUUGCUAGCUUUGUAUGAGCGCAUUGACAGUUCGGUCAAACUCACUCAGCAUGAAGCCGCGAUUGAGAUUCGCGCUCUGACUAUUCCUAUGGAGUCUUUUCUUGACGAUGCUGUUAAAUACGUGAUGGGAAACUUGACUGUGGCAGCCGAGCCCUACUGGACAACAAUUGCGUCCAUGGAAGCAGACGCUGAAGCAAAAGGUGAAGAUAUUUCCGCUUGCGUCAACGGAGGAAACGAAGAACUGUACACACUAAACGAAACAAUAGUAAACGCUCCAUUGGAGAAAAUCGCAGCCUACAGAACAGAGGGAAACGACAUGAUCUAUGCAAGUGCCAACUUGGCCUACAGUGCAAUCGAAGAGCUUCUGGAGCUGGAAGUCCAAGUCAAAGCUUGUUCUGAUCCGGAAUGUGCGGAAGAGCUGUACAACGCUCUGAUUGAGUUCCAUGGCAGGGCUUCCGAAACUCUGGAAGCCUCAGUUGACAAUCCAACCACUUACUUGAACGAACUGCCUGAGAAACUCGCUCUUGUGAACAUCGAUGCCGAUGAUUACAAGGAGAAAUUCACCGCUAUUAUCGAUGCUGUGGUGAUUUGUACUAUUCUGUGAGCAAUAAAUGUGUAAUUGAUCAAAA
Molecule: messenger RNA, 756 nt
Organism: Dendroctonus ponderosae (mountain pine beetle)
Lineage: Eukaryota; Metazoa; Arthropoda; Insecta; Coleoptera; Curculionidae
Exons: 3
Coding region: 54-731 (225 amino acids)
Source: RefSeq, a predicted model, not a curated record